Messenger RNA from Candidozyma duobushaemuli, 624 nucleotides. RefSeq names its product Moh1p (gene MOH1). The record is from RefSeq and is a predicted model, not a curated record. Bases 1 to 624 code for a protein of 207 amino acids. Gene Ontology annotation, cellular component: ubiquitin ligase complex. The transcript has a single exon. Lineage: Eukaryota; Fungi; Ascomycota; Pichiomycetes; Serinales; Metschnikowiaceae.
AUGGGGUUGAAGACCACCGAGUUCUUUGAAAACACCUCCUACGACUCAAAGAACAACAAGAUAUUUGUAUGCAACGAAUGCCUGGCGCACCUCUGUCUUUCCAACUUGGUUAUCUCUGACCAGUUCACAGGGGCCUCUGGCCACGCCUACUUGGUGGACAAGCUCAUUAACGUCCAGCCCGACGGACCCGACCAGGAAAAGCAGUUCCGAACAGGCGUCUACAUUGUCAACGACAUCCGCUGCUCCCAGUGCCGGACCCGUUUGGGCUGGUUUUACAAGAAGCUGGCAGCGUACGCAGAGGCAUACAAGGAGGGCAAAUACGUGGUGGAGAGAGCCUUCAUCAGAGAGGUGCCCAACCUCCUGCUGACAGCAUCGCUUCUCCAGCAGGCACGUCUGCUGCGCCGCCGCCGGUCUAGUGCCAACAGUGUGGCGUCUCUGGUGGACGACGAGUCACUGGUUGAUUCCUUUCGUAGAAGACGCUCGGACGAGUUUAAGUUUGGCACGGUUAAUAUCAAGAUCGAACUGGCUCGGCUAGUACCGGGCUCCCGUUCGCUGCACUUUCUGGCGGUCAAGGACGACUUUGACGAGCAUGACGAGGACCCUAAUGUGUUUGUCGAUGCCUAA